Epinephelus lanceolatus (giant grouper) is the source of this 5034-nucleotide messenger RNA. Its product is annotated as phospholipid-transporting ATPase ID-like. Gene Ontology annotation, cellular component: plasma membrane; trans-Golgi network. Gene Ontology annotation, molecular function: ATPase-coupled intramembrane lipid carrier activity; ATP binding; magnesium ion binding. Gene Ontology annotation, biological process: phospholipid translocation; Golgi organization. Lineage: Eukaryota; Metazoa; Chordata; Actinopteri; Perciformes; Serranidae. The record is from RefSeq and is a predicted model, not a curated record.
UGUUAGGCUCAGGGGGAUCCCAGCUCUUCCUGCAUGAACCUGAAACCUCUACAGUAGGCGCCUCUCUCACCACCACACCACCUCACCUGUCGUCCAUCCUGCGUGUCUUUCACCCACCUGGAGGCCCCAGGCGAACCCCCUUCUCUGUUGGCGGCCGGACGUCCAGACGGAGCAAAGACGAGGGCCUGGAUUUUACCAUAUCUGAGGAGGAAGUGAAGGGGAGACUGAAAAUUGUAGUUUUUUCCCCCUGUGUUCCUAUGUCUGUGUGCAGGACUGAAAGGACACAAGAAAUCACAUUUUUGUUUGAGGUGUGAAAUAUGGAGGACCUGAGCUAAAGAUGGGGUCGGUAGUGUCAUUCUUUGGUGGGUUAUGUGGCAAAGAGGAAAAGAAAGAGGAGCAGAGGCACUUCCGAGCUAAUGACAGGCCUUUCAACCUCUCCUACCACUAUGCUGACAACGCCAUCAAGACCUCCAAGUACAACCUUUUCACCUUCCUGCCACUUAAUCUCUUCGAGCAGUUCCAGAGGCUCGCCAAUGCCUACUUCCUCUUCCUCAUGGUCCUUCAGGUUAUCCCACAAAUCUCCUCUCUGUCCUGGUUCACCACGGCCGUCCCUCUGAUUUUGGUGCUGUCUAUAACAGCAGUCAAAGAUGCCAGCGAUGACAUAAACAGACACAAAAGUGACAAGCAAGUGAAUAACCGCAUGGUGGACGUCCUCAUCGAUGGAGAACUUAAAAGUGAAAAAUGGAUGAAUGUUCAGGUUGGAGACAUAAUCAAACUGGAGAAUAAUCAGUUUGUCACAGCAGACCUUUUGUUGCUGUCCAGCAGUGAGCCUCUCAACCUGGUCUACGUAGAAACAGCUGAAUUAGAUGGUGAAACCAAUCUGAAGGUGAAACAAGCCCUGACUGUAACUGGAGACAUGGGGGACAGCAUUGAUGCACUGGCUAAAUUCAAUGGUGAGGUGCAAUGUGAACCUCCCAACAACCGUCUGGACAAAUUCAAAGGAACCCUGAGUCUGGACGGACAAACCUACUCUCUGGACAACGACAAGGUGCUGCUCAGAGGAUGUACUCUGAGGAACACUGAGUGGUGCUUCGGUCUGGUCAUCUUCGGAGGUCCUGACACCAAGCUGAUGCAGAACAGCGGGAAGACUACAUUCAAACGGACGAGCAUCGAUCACCUGAUGAACGUCCUGGUGUUGUGUAUCUUUGGUUUCCUGGCGUCCAUGUGCACCGUUCUGGCCAUCGGCAACGCGAUCUGGGAGGUCAGGGAAGGCUCAGUUUUCACAGUCUUCCUCCCUCGUGAUCCGGGGGUCGGCGCCGCUCUCUCAUCCUUCCUCUCCUUCUGGUCCUACGUCAUCAUCCUCAACACGGUGGUGCCCAUUUCUCUCUACGUCAGUGUGGAGAUCAUCCGUCUGGGCAACAGCUUCUUCAUAGACUGGGACAGAAAGAUGUAUUACCCCAAGAACGACACCCCUGCCCAGGCGAGGACCACCACACUCAACGAGGAGCUGGGCCAGAUCAAAUACAUCUUCAGCGACAAGACCGGCACCCUGACGCAGAACAUCAUGACUUUCAACAGGUGCUCCAUCAAUGGCAAAGCCUACGGGGAGGUGUUUGACUUUUCUGGUCAAAGGAUGGAAAUAACAGAGAAGACAGCGAAGGUGGACUUCUCCGAUAACAAGCUGGCUGAUCCAAACUUCAUCUUUCAUGACCACAGUUUGUUGGAGACUGUGAAUGAGGGGAACCCAAAGGCGCAGGCCUUCUUCCGCUUGCUGGCUCUGUGCCACACCGUCAUGCCUGAGGAGAAGGAGGAGGGCAAGCUGUACUAUCAGGCUCAGUCUCCUGAUGAGGGCGCUCUGGUGACAGCAGCAAGAAACUUUGGGUUUGUGUUCCGCACACGCACACCAGAGACCAUCACGGCAGUGGAGAUGGGCCGAAUGAUCACCUAUGAACUCCUGGCUGUUCUUGACUUCAAUAAUGUGCGCAAGAGAAUGUCAGUCAUAGUGCGCAGCCCCGAAGGCAAGCUGACUCUAUACUGCAAAGGAGCAGACACGAUCAUCUUUGAAAGGCUGCACCCGUCCUGUAGCAGACUGGUGGAUGUUACCACCAGUCACCUCAACGAGUAUGCAGGUGACGGCCUUCGUACUCUGGCACUGGCCUACAAGGACCUGGAUCAGAGCUACAUGGAUGAAUGGCAACGGCGGCACCACGAGGCCAGCACUGCCAUGGAGGAUAGAGAGGAGAGACUUGAUCAACUUUAUGAGGAGAUAGAGAAAGACCUACUGCUGCUGGGAGCGACAGCUGUGGAGGACAAGCUGCAGGACGGCGUACCACAGACCAUCGAGCAACUGGCUAAAGCUGACAUCAAAAUCUGGGUGUUGACCGGAGACAAACAGGAGACAGCGGAGAAUAUCGGCUAUUCCUGCAACAUGCUGAGAGAGGAGAUGAAGAAGAUUUUCAUCGUGGCGGCCAAUACAGCUGAGGGAGUCAAAGAGGAGCUACAGAAUGCAAGAAGGGAAAUGUGUCCAGAAGCUGCAGAGGAGCCAUCUGUGGUCAAAGCUCAUGCAGGUCUGUUUUGGCUUCAGAAGACAGAGACUGUGCAGGAUGAAAAGGUGGACGGAGAAUAUGCCCUAGUUAUUAACGGACACAGUCUGGCCUUUGCACUUGAGAAGAACUUGCAGCUGGAGCUGCUUAGGACAGCAUGUAUGUGUCAGACAGUGAUUUGCUGCAGGGUCACCCCUCUGCAGAAGGCCCAGGUGGUUCAGCUGGUAAAGAAAUACAAGCAGGCUGUCACUCUGGCCAUUGGGGACGGGGCCAACGAUGUCAGCAUGAUCAAGGCUGCUCAUAUCGGUGUAGGUAUCAGCGGUCAGGAGGGCAUGCAGGCUGUUCUCUCCAGCGACUACUCCUUCGCUCAGUUCCGUUACCUUCAGCGCCUCCUGCUGGUGCACGGUCGCUGGUCCUACCUACGCAUGUGCAAGUUCCUGCGAUAUUUCUUUUACAAGAACUUCACCUUCACCUUCGUGCAUUUCUGGUACGCCUUCUUCUGCGGCUUCUCUGCACAGACUGUGUAUGACGAUUGGUUCAUCACCUUGUACAACCUGGUUUACACAGCUUUGCCCGUGCUUGGCCUCAGCCUCUUUGACCAGGAUGUAAAUGACCGCUGGAGUUUCCAGUACCCUCAGCUCUACUCUCCAGGCCAGCUCAACCUGUAUUUCAGUAAGAAAGCCUUUGUGCGCUGUAUGCUACACAGCUGCUACAGCUCCCUCAUCCUCUUCUUCAUCCCGUGGGCCGCCAUGCAGGACACGGUCCGAGAUGACGGCAAAGACAUCGCAGACUAUCAGUCCUUUGCUUUGUUGGCACAGACCUGUCUGCUGGUUGUGAUGAACGUACAGCUGUGUCUGGACACACACUACUGGACCGCAGUGAACCAGUUUUUUGUGUGGGGCAGCCUGGCCGCUUACUUUGCCGUCACAAUGACCAUGUACAGCAACGGCAUGUUUCUCAUCUUCACUUCCUCUUUCCCCUUCAUCGGCACCGCAAGGAACUCUCUGAACCAGCCUAACGUGUGGCUCACCAUAUUCCUGACUUCCCUCCUCUGUAUUCUGCCUGUGGUGGCUUUCCGCUUCAUUCUCAUUCAGCUCUGGCCCACCAUCAACGACAAGGUGAGACAUAAGUUGCGGAAGGAGGCACUGCCAGCUCCUGCACCUCGCCGCACACUUCCAAGGCGUAUCAGCCAUCGCUCUGGCUAUGCCUUCUCCCACUCUCAAGGCUACGGCGAUCUGGUGACGUCUCGGAAGUUCCUGUUGAGACGACCUCUGAGGAGCCGCUCAGGCCUGUUUACACAAACAGACUCUCCUCUGGCUCACAAUCAGCCACAGCACUACCGCACCAUCGCAGAAGAACAGGAGGAGUCACAGAGCCCUCAGACAGGAGGUGUAAACCCAGCAGAGAGCGUGGGAUCAGCAUAAGUUUUUAUUCUGGAGCACAAGCUCACCACCUGGAUCGUUUCCAGGUUGAACCUUUACACUUAAAACUGAGUCUGACUUUGACUCAAGGUUUCUAAUGGAUGAAUGUUGAUAUCACUGUGAAAAACUUGGCAGCAUUUAUAACCUGAAAGGACCACACUGGUGCUUCUGCAUGUUUUAGCAAUUCCAAAUUUUUCCAAUUUUUUAGAUGAAUUAUCUUCCUUCCAGAAAGAUAUUGGUUUCAAUUAAUUUCAUUACAAUACAAUCAACUUGUAGAAAACUGCAUUAGCAGGGCAGUCAGUCAUUUAAGUUCCUUAAGUUUUGUCAGUUUCGUGUGAUAAAAUGUUUCCAGCAGGGACGUUAUUUGAAAACCUGCAUUCAAGAACGUGAUUUGAGAGCAAGAUGCUAAAAAAGCACUUUGAAAUUGCAAAACAGAGAGAUUAAAUUCAAAUUAUUUCACAACGUGUUUGAUUUUCCUACAACAUAGCUCAGAGAUUUAAUGCUUUUCCAUUCAUUUCAAAUCCACUUUGCAUAAGCAAAACACAGCCUUGUUCCUCCGAGAUAGUGCAACCUAUGAAAAGUUCUGCAAGAUAAAUUUUUGACCUUGAACAUCCUCACAGGGACAGCUUGUUUUUUAAACAAUCCGUACUCACAGCUGCCAGAAGAGACAAAAUAAAAUGUACAUUCAAGCAUGAUUUAUUAUGGCUGUGGAUGACCAAAAAGCAUACGGUAUCCAGUUUGUACCUAAUGGGCUAAAACAUGCAAAACCAGAAACUGCGAUGAGAUUAACUUUGUGUCACCAAAUGUUUAUUACUGAUCUGUAGAAAUUGUUAUAAAGUUAAAACAAAUGUAAAGCUUGCCACCAGCUGAUCUGGAGAAACUGGACGACCACACUGCCUGCAACAUGACGUUGCAUUUUGUACCGUUUUGAUUUUUUUGUGUGAAUUGUUAAUACUCAGGGUGUCAUACUGAAAAGGGAUGAACCAGUGGUUUCAGUCGUAAUUUACGAUGAACCUAUUUUCACUCUGUUGUUUACAUAAUUAUAUAAAUGAAGAUUUUUUAAAACAUUG